AUGGUAACACAGUGCUGCAUCCUGGCUGUCCUUCUCGCAGUAACUGACGCGGGUGGAUUCGGCGGCGGGGACGGUGGCGGGUACGGUGGCGGGGGUGGUGGAUACGGCUUCGACCAAGGUCAGGGAUUCGGCCUCCAUAAGUGGCAACCUUACAAGUUCGGCUACCAUGUGCUGGAUGGCCACGGCCACCAGCACCGAGAGGAGAAAAGCGACGGCGUCGGCAAUGUGCGCGGCAGCUACGGCUACACGGACGCGUAUGGUCACUACCGCCAGGUGGAGUACGUGGCCGACCAGUACGGCUUCCGGGCAAAGGUCCUCACUAACGAGCCCGGGACGGCCAGCAAGAACCCGGCAAACGUCAAGGUCUUGUCAACUAGAGGCGGGGAACACGGUCGCUGA
Ixodes scapularis (black-legged tick) is the source of this 399-nucleotide messenger RNA. Its product is annotated as cuticle protein 16.8-like. Gene Ontology annotation, cellular component: chitin-based extracellular matrix. NCBI's taxonomy places the organism in Eukaryota, Metazoa, Arthropoda, Arachnida, Ixodida, Ixodidae. The transcript is spliced from 3 exons. The coding region runs from base 1 to 399 and encodes 132 amino acids. Gene Ontology annotation, molecular function: structural constituent of chitin-based larval cuticle. The record is from RefSeq and is a predicted model, not a curated record.